This is a messenger RNA of Geosmithia morbida, 1371 nucleotides long. RefSeq names its product adenylyltransferase and sulfurtransferase. Gene Ontology annotation, cellular component: cytosol; cytoplasm. Bases 1 to 1371 code for a protein of 456 amino acids. The transcript has 3 exons. Gene Ontology annotation, biological process: tRNA wobble position uridine thiolation; protein urmylation. Lineage: Eukaryota; Fungi; Ascomycota; Sordariomycetes; Hypocreales; Bionectriaceae. The record is from RefSeq and is a predicted model, not a curated record. Gene Ontology annotation, molecular function: adenylyltransferase activity; thiosulfate-cyanide sulfurtransferase activity; URM1 activating enzyme activity.
AUGGACAGGAUUACCCAUCUACAAAGGGAAAUCGCCCAACGCGAGGCUGAAUUAGCCGAUCUGAAAGCUCAGCUGGCCCUUGCCGAGUCGCAAGAGAGACUCUCGGAUGAGCAUGAGGAUGAGGCUUCGGGCUGGAAGUGGCCGUUGAGCAGGCGAGAGUAUGAUCGGUAUAGUCGGCAGAUGGUGGUUCCCAAAUUUGGCUUGCAGGGCCAGCUGAAGCUCAGAAAGACAAGAGUCCUGCUCGUCGGCGCCGGUGGUCUGGGAUGUCCGGCAGCAGCGUACCUUGCCGGCUCCGGGGUGGGCAAGAUCGGUAUCGUGGACGGCGACGUCGUCGACACGUCCAACCUCCACCGGCAGAUCUGCCAUAGCACCGGCCGGGUGGGCACUUCCAAGGUGGACAGUGUCAUCACGUUUCUCAAAGAGCUCAACCCAGACAUUGCAUACCGCGCCCACCACGGCCACCUGACGACCCUGAACGCGCGCGACAUCGUCUCGGGCUACGACGUCGUGCUCGACUGCACCGACCACCCUGCCUCGCGGUAUCUGGUGUCGGACAUCUGCGUGCUCCUCGGCCGCCCGCUCGUCUCGGCCUCGGCCCUCCAGACGUCCGGGCAGCUGAUGCGGCUCAACGACGGGCCCGGCCGUGGACCGUGCUACCGCUGCGUGUUCCCCCGGCCACCGCCGCCGGAGAGCGUGGUCGGCUGCGGGGAGGGCGGCAUCCUGGGCCCCGUCGUGGGCGUCAUGGGCGUCCUGCAGGCCCUGGAGGCCAUCAAGCUCAUCGUCGCCGAUGGGGGUCCCCCCCCCGCGCCGCCCACGAUGCUCAUCUUCAGCGCCGCCGACCCCGCCACGCCCUUCAGGUCGGUCAGGAUGCGCGGGCGGAGGAGGGACUGCUUCGCCUGCGGCGACGAUGCGCGCCUCACGCUCGGAUCGCUCGAGACGAGCAUGGACUACGUGCGCUUCUGCGGCGUGAGGGCGCCCGUCCGGCUGCUCGCUCCGGAGGAACGGGUGUCGCCCGAGGAGUACGUCGUCGCCGCCGCCCGUGGCGGCCACGUCCUGAUCGACGUCAGGGACAGGGAGCCAUUCACCCUCGGCAGCAUCGACGGAUCCAUCAACAUCCCCAUCGGCCGCUUCACGAGCCACCGGGUCGCCGAGGGUGAGGAUGCCGGCAAGCUCCCCGAGUGGUGGCCGGCCGACGCCGUCCCGCCCGGUGCGCCCAUCUACCUCGUCUGUCGGGUCGGGAACGACUCGCAGAUAGCGGCUCGGAAGCUCAAGGACCUGGGUCUAGACCGAGGGGGACGCUUCAUCGGAGAUAUCAGGGGCGGCUUACAGGCUUGGAGGGAGACGGUGGAUCCGACCAUGCCAUCUACAUAG